UUUUUUUUAUCAAAAUUUUAUUUUACCGUUUUGUCGGCGUGAUUAAUAUACAUACCUCCACAAAAUUACAGCUCCCUUGUGCCAAUAGUUUCCAAGCAAAACCUCGGACAGACAGACAGACAGACAUAUCCAAACUAUAAGGGUUCCUUUCCUUGUCAGGACUACGGAACCCAAAAAACUAUAAAUCUUGUAAUAAUUUAAUAAUUUUGACUCAUGCCUGUUUCCAAUACCCAACAUUGUGAUCCUAAGGUGCACUAGAGCCUUUAUAACAUAGUGCAUUAUCUCACUAUCAUUUUGCAAAGAGCUCAGCAGUUGCAGGAUGUAGAGCUAUUUGGUGUUAUGUUUCCUUAUCGUUCCGCUUAAUCGGUAUGUUGUGUUACCCUCAAUCGAGAAGCGUUUGUCCUGCAUCUCACAAGAAAGUGAUAUGAUGUGCAUUACCAAUCAUCAAUAUAUUUAUACAAUGAAGACCUUCACCUUCAUCCUUAUGAAUAUUUAGCAUGCCUCUAACAAUAAAAUUAUUACUACGAGGCUAUAAAUACUAGCAGCGUUCGUAAAAUGAUCAUAUUUCUUUAUCAGAUGGGUCAAAGUAUUGCUUAUUUAAAAUGAUGCUGAUUAUUUUACUCAGUGUUGUCGCUCUGGCUGCGGCAGCCCCAGCCGACGUCCAGCUCCUAUGGUCUGAAUACGUGAACGAUGGCUCUGGGUCCUAUCACUUCGACUUCGAGCAGUCUGACGGUACCAAACAUGAAAGCCAAGGCGACCUGAAGAACAAGGGUCGUGAGGACGAAUUCCUGGCGGUGGAGGGAUCGUACGAGUGGGUGGGGCCCGACGGCGUGCGCUACGUCGUGACCUACACCGCCGACGAGAACGGGUACCGACCGGAGAUCGAGCAGAUACAACCAGGACAGCCAAGUGGCCCUGAACAACCCAUACAGCCAGGAUACCCAGCACCACCAACAACAUAUCGCCCGCUGCUCAUCGCUAGUCUUCUGGGCAACAUUGGCUAAUGGAUCUAAAGGGUAGAAACAAUAAACUAUACAAGAUAUCGACAAGUUUGUCGAUAUCUUGUAUAGUUUAUUGUUUGUUGUGUGUAACCAGUUGGUUACUGGAUUCUGAAAGUGCUUCACGAGCUCUUUCAAACGGUACCAAUAAUGAUGUUACAGAAUAAACUGGAACUAUCUGAAAAUUCAACCAUUCCAGCUUCCUUUUAUAAAAGACAUUGACACCUUAACUACAUUAUAUGGAACAAAUAGGAUCCCUUGAAAAACACUGAGAUGAGCAUUCAUUAAUGAAUUACUUAACCAAUAAAUAAUCUCCUUUUUCUCGUAA
Molecule: messenger RNA, 1326 nt
Organism: Ostrinia nubilalis (European corn borer)
Lineage: Eukaryota; Metazoa; Arthropoda; Insecta; Lepidoptera; Crambidae
Product: endocuticle structural glycoprotein ABD-5-like
Exons: 3
Coding region: 603-1004 (133 amino acids)
Cellular component (GO): chitin-based extracellular matrix
Molecular function (GO): structural constituent of chitin-based larval cuticle
Source: RefSeq, a predicted model, not a curated record